This is a messenger RNA of Chrysemys picta bellii (western painted turtle), 936 nucleotides long. RefSeq names its product olfactory receptor 51G2-like. Gene Ontology annotation, molecular function: olfactory receptor activity; G protein-coupled receptor activity. Gene Ontology annotation, biological process: G protein-coupled receptor signaling pathway. The record is from RefSeq and is a predicted model, not a curated record. Lineage: Eukaryota; Metazoa; Chordata; Testudines; Emydidae. Gene Ontology annotation, cellular component: plasma membrane.
AUGUCAGCUGUCAAUGGCACCAAAUUUCAAUUUGCAGUGUUCCUUCUGAGCGGGUUACCUGGACAGGAAGACAUUCAUCUCUGGAUCUCUAUCCCCUUCUGCUUCAUGUAUGUUAUUUCGAUAGUAGGAAAUUCGGUCAUUCUCUUCAUUAUAAAAACCAACCCAAGCCUCCAUGAACCCAUGUACAUUUUCCUUUCCAUGUUGGCCAUCACAGAGCUUGGCAUAUUGAUAGCCACCAUACCGACAAUACUGGGCAUAUACUUGUUUAACUCUAGGGAGAUCAGCCUCAAUGCCUGUUUUGCCCAGCUGUUCUUCAUCCACUCGCUUCAAUGCAUUGAAUCCGCUGUGCUCUUGUUGAUGGCCUUUGAUCGCUUCAUUGCUAUUUGUAACCCACUGAGAUAUGCUUCCAUCUUAACUCUGCCGAAAAUACCCAAGAUGGGACUGGUGUGUGUGCUAAGAGGGAUUGCCGUAGUAUUCCCACUCCCCUUGUUCCUGAAACAGUUCCAAUAUUGUCGAGCCAAUGUCCUCUCCCAUUCCUACUGCCUCUUCCAGGAGGUCAUGAAGAUGGCUUGUUCGGAUAUCAGUGUCAACAGCACCUAUGGAUUGUUUGCUAAACUCCUAACGAUGGGGUUGGACUCGCUGCUCAUCUUGCUCUCUUACAUAAUGAUCCUGAAAACAGUGCUUAGUAUCGCGUCCUUCAAGGAGUGCCUCAGGGCCUUGAACACCUGUAUCUCCCACCUCUGCGCCGUCCUGCUCUUCUACACACCAGAGCUCGGUCUCUCUGUGGUACACAGAUUUGGGAAGGGCUCUUCUCCCUUACUUCAGAUUCUCCUGGGAUACAUUUCCCUGCUGGUCCCACCCCUGAUUAAUCCAAUAGUGUACAGCUUGAAAAGCAAACACCUUCGUGCGAGAAUACUCAGGGUGUUCAUUAAGUGA